AUGAAUCUUAAAACAAGCCAAAUAAGAAAGCCACCAAAGACGAACAAAGAGAGGUCGAAACAACAUAGAAUUAGAAAGAAGAAAUUUGUUGAAGAUACCAUUACUGAAUGUGCUGAAUUGAAGAGACAAGUUAAGCAGUUGCAACAAGAAAACUCUAAACUAAAAGUGCAGAUCAGUGAAAUGCAAAAUAAUAGUCUUGAUCCGAGAGGACCUCAGACAAGACAAAAGUCUCAAUUUGAACAUAGAUUGCAUGAAUAUGAAGACUAUGCUUACAACAACAUAUCUAAGAAAAUUCUUACAAACCCAAAAGAAGUUAGAUAUACUGAGCUCGAGCAAGUAAUGGAGCAUGUUUGGGAGUGGAGUGAAGAUAGAGCUGACUACAUUAAAAUCUGAUUCAAGAAAAUACUAGAUAGUAUGUUGAGUCUAGGUUCUAAAUGAUACUACGCUUGCAGUACUAUCCUUCCAGUCCAGACUAGAGAUGGAGAAUCAAACUUUAGGAAAAGAAGAGAGAAAUAUUUUGAAAAAUCAUCUGAAAGGAGUGAAAUCGAGAACAUAUUUUUAGGGAUUGAUUUCUCAGAGCACGCUAAAACCUCAUUCGAUAAGCACAAUAAAAGUUGGAAACAGUUUCAUAGAAGAUUCAAAAAAAUAGCUCAAAAUUUGAUUCAGCAGAGAAACAAACUGCUUAACCUGCAUCAAGAUAUUAAAGAUUUUGCAAAAAAAGGUGAUUUUAUUGAAUGCUAUAACAAGAGUGAAGUAGUUAAUGACUUUCUCGCUCUUGAGAAAGUAAGACACACAAGCCUUGUGCAGGACAAUGAAUUUUACAGUAUCCCAAAGAAAACUCACACGGAUGUUCGAUAUGAAUCAGGAGAGUUGACUGAAUAA
Molecule: messenger RNA, 882 nt
Organism: Moneuplotes crassus
Lineage: Eukaryota; Ciliophora; Spirotrichea; Euplotida; Euplotidae
Source: the annotation of a GenBank genome assembly